CUCAGGAAAGUAUUUUUAAACAUUGUGCUAAAUAAAUUACUGUUUGAAGCAAAUGUGCAGUGGUAUUAAGUGCAAUGUGUUAGAUUUUCGUAAGAGACAGUUUCUUGCAAUAUACAGAUAUACUCCAUGAAAAGAUUGGUUCACAAAGAGGAUUGGCAUUCAUUGAAAGCUACUGGUGAAGAAAAAGGCAGCAAUUUUUAAACUGAUUUUUCCUUUCCAUUGCUGACACCAUUAUCUUUUUGCAUAUUGUUCUGGAGGUUUUCACAAUGCUUAGAACAGCUUUUGGAGAUACUUUGCUGCAGUGGAAUGGAACUGACAAAAAUCACUGCCCAGUUUUUCCUCUACGAUACAAACUGUGGUCUAAAUUCUACAUCCCACUGACUAUAAUAUGCGUGUUAUUCUCAAUAUUGUGAAUGCGUCUUUCAACCAUUAAGAAAAUGUAAAACAUUUUGGAAAAGAAUUCACGACACUGUGAUAUAGUGAUAAAAGCUGAGAAAAAAAUACAAUCAAAAUGGAAAAUGGAAAAGAACAGACAAUCAAUUGUGAUAUGAAAACGGAUCUGAAUUUACUCCUUGAAUGUCUUAAGUAUCAAAUGGACCAUCCAGCUUCUCAAAAAGAAGCCUUGGUUACUAUUUAUUCGGUUUGUCAACAAAACAGUGCUGCCUGUGAUUAUUUUAGAGAAAUAGGUGGUUUGAUGUUUGUAUGGAAUCUUGCAAAGUCACAAGUGCACAGUUUGGUUCAAGAAGCUGCUUUAUUUACAUUAGGAGGUUUAGCUGAGAAUAACGUGUUCUGCCAACAGAUGUUAUGCACAGCUGAAUUAUUUAAGGAUCUUCGUACAUUUUUAACUAAUAAGGAUUCAAGAAUGAAUUUGAAAAGAAUGUCUGUAUAUGUCUUACUGGUGCUGGUUUCAAAUAAUAACAGUGGACAAACACAUGUGAGAGAAUCUGGAUGCCUUGAUACUCUGCUACAGUUAUUCAGAGUAAUUCCUUCAGAAUCUCAAAUGAACCUUUUCGAUCAUAAAAUUGAUCAGUAUCAUCUGUGGUCCUCAGUUUGUAGUAAUCUUUGUGCAUGUGUCAACAAUCCUCAGAAUGAGGAAAAUCAGAAAGCCUGUAGUUUGGUUUUCCCAUAUGCAAAAGAUUGGCUGCAAAGUAGUAUGAAGGCUGAGAUAAUUUGUCCAAUAUGUUCAUUCAUUGGGCUCACCGUUGCAAAUAAUUCAAGAACACAGAUUUUUUUUAUUUCUAUUGGAGGAUUAGCUGUUAUGGAUGAGCUUCUUCUCAAACUGAUACACGGUUCAUUGGGGAACAAUGCAAAUAUAAAACUUGCUGUAGUGGUGACAAAAACAUUAGAUGCCUGCAUUGCUAAUAAUGCUGCAGUUGGCAUUCAUUUACCAAAGUAUAACAUUGUGCCUAAUCUACUGAAACUGCUUUCUUACAACAUUUUGGACUCAGGAGAGCGAUUCAGCAUUAUACUUACUCUUGGACAUUGUACAGAAGUCUGUGAGGAAAAUCAAUAUGCUCUGGUUAAGAACAAUGGCCUUCCACUUAUGAUUCAAGCACUAACUGAAACGCAGGAUGAUGAACUAAAUAAAGCUGCCACCUUUGUGUUGCAAAACUGCAAACAGAUGACUGAAAAAUUGUCGGCGAAGAUGAAUCAGCAUUUGUUCCAAGAGGAUGAAAGAAGAAUAUUGGAAGUAGAUUGGCAGAACAAAGAAAGGAUUCUUGAAGAUUAUUGGAAUGAAGCAAAGCAAAUUUUAUACAGAAUCACAGGGCUUGAAAAUGAACAAGAGGAAAGUAUCAGAAGAGAAAUGUUAAUUGAUGAGGAUACCCCUCAAGAAAAGUUUCUGCAGGCUAUGACCCAACUUCGUCGAACAAAUUCCAGCAAGCACCCUUCAGAGAACAGCAAAAUAUAUUCAGAAAUGAAAUGCCCACUACAAAAUACUAUUUCUAAAGUGCGGAAUACUUCUAAAAUUGAAAAGAUUUGUUCUAGUAAAGAACAACUGAAGCCUGCCAUUUGGAAUUCAACUGAUGCUUCACUCGCUCAAAAUGAUCACAAUAAUCUUCUUUAUGCAGCUGAAAAAACGACAACACCCAGCAUAAAUAAAGCUUAUAUUACAAAUAAAAACAGUUUUCAUGAUUUUAGGAAAGGUGAUGCCCAAGCAAGUGAAUUUGUUUUUAAGAAACCAGAUUUUGUAGUAAAAAGCCCAAUGCAAAAGAUUCAACAUUCAGAGCUACAAUAUCCAAAGAACCCAAGCAGAGGAAUGGGCCAUAUUCAGACUGUUCCCCCUAAAAUAAGAGAUCUCAGAUGUUCAGGUUGUAGAAUAGGAAGACUUUCCUUAAACAGCCGAAACUUUAGCAAGACUCUACAAUCUUGUCAAUAUCUGUGCGAACAACACAAAAUUAUUCUUGAAUCUGAGAUGGAAUAUAAAAGGAAAUUGAGAAGAUCCAUUAUGGUUAACAAGAAUACUUCUGCAUAUAAUUGUAAUUACGAUCACCGGAGAUUCAGCUGCAAGAGAAGCUCAACAAGUAUGAAAGAGUUAGCAAAUUUUCAAUGUGAUGCACAUUCUAAGAACCAAACAAUGGAACAGAAUUAUAGCCUUCAAAACCAGCACCUGAGUGAAAAUCAUCCACUUGAAGAGGAGAAUACUGAAUACUGCAGUAUACAGAAUACUGAAACUCUAUCGAAUAGGUCUACAACAACUUUAAAGAAAAGGAGAAUCAGGAAAGAUUUUACUUCAGAAGAAAUAGGCUAUCUUUUGGAAGGUGUAAGGAAAAUGGGGCAUCAUUGGAAUUCAAUUUUAUGGGCCUACCCAUUUCAGAAAGGACGGACAAAUGUUGAUCUUGCUAAGAAAUACUGCAAGUUACAGAAGAAUGUAAAGAGCAGAAAUACCCAACCUCGGUGAAAAUGGCCUAUAUAAGCAAAGCUGAAUGUGUGUCGUUUACAAUGUAUGACUUCGGCGGCUCCUUUGCAGAAUACUUGCUUUGUUGUAUCUGGAGAUUUACACAAUCUGGCUCUUUUCCACCGACAGACUUAAAUUUGAAGAUAACGUUAUUUGCCCUAGUGCAAUUAUGUUGCCUAUCGAUACUGCUGCGUACAUUAAAAGGACCGCAUGGUCUUUUAAGGAAGCGCAUCAUACGAUACCAUCUGUAAAAAAAAAUUAAAAAAAAUAAAUUUGAAA
Messenger RNA from Ahaetulla prasina, 3175 nucleotides. RefSeq names its product telomere repeat binding bouquet formation protein 1 (gene TERB1). The transcript has 19 exons. NCBI's taxonomy places the organism in Eukaryota, Metazoa, Chordata, Lepidosauria, Squamata, Colubridae. Gene Ontology annotation, biological process: meiotic attachment of telomere to nuclear envelope; homologous chromosome pairing at meiosis. The record is from RefSeq and is a predicted model, not a curated record. Bases 512 to 2899 code for a protein of 795 amino acids.